CGCCUGGCACGCUCCUCCAGCGCCAGAAGAGAUAGAGAGAGAGCAAGGGAAGAACAGAGGAGAAAUAUGCUUUCUCACGAGCGCGAGCGGCUUGGCAAGGAGCGCUACCUCGCCGACCUAGAGGUGAAGCGCGAUCAGCUCACCUUCUACCUCGACCGUCUCGCCUCGAUACAGAUGCAGGCAACGCUGGUCACUGGCUUCGCCUUCGGCGUCCUCGGCCCAGAUGUGAUUGAGGCGCUCCCGUUCUUCGACGCGCCGGUCAUCACCUACGUCUACAACAUGUCCGCCACGAUGAGCAUGCUCUGCUCCACAGGCGCAGUCGUCAUGUCUUCAAUCCUGAUGUGGGAGGUAAAUCGGCUGAGCCUGUACGGGUCCGUCUCCGCCGCCGUUGUGGCCGCUAGGCGGCACGAGAUCGCCGUGAUCGGGAUCUACCUCGGCUCGCUGGCGCUCCUGACGGUGUGCGUCUGCUUCGGCUUCCUCGCCACCUGCGAGGCGGUUGGCGUCGCCCACGGAGCCGGCUGCCACCGCGCCGGCUACUCGGUGAUGCUGCUCGUCAUCACGACGGUGGGCUUCUUCGGCUGGAUGGCGCGGCGGAUGCACCUCAAGUUCCGCGGGUACAGUCAGGGCCCAGCCGUUAAGGCGGCGCCCGUCCACCUCGACGUCGAGUCGGCAGGCAUCGACACCGGCCUGCGACACAGCCUGCUCGCGCCCCUCUCACAGCACGCAAAGGUGAGCCAGAUGUGAUGCUGGUGAGCGCCGCGCAGAGCAAGCGCCCCCAAAAGGUUUCUAGGGCUGUUAGAAGCAGCUGCCGGA
Emiliania huxleyi CCMP1516 is the source of this 813-nucleotide messenger RNA. RefSeq lists its product as hypothetical. Bases 67 to 744 code for a protein of 225 amino acids. NCBI's taxonomy places the organism in Eukaryota, Haptophyta, Isochrysidales, Noelaerhabdaceae. The transcript is spliced from 3 exons. The record is from RefSeq and is a predicted model, not a curated record.